AUGCAUUUGCCUAGAGACCUAUAUCUGGUGGGGCUGUGGGCUAUAUCUGCGGUGGCAAAACCCAACGAUAUUCGCAACUAUCAUGCGUGCCACCCCGAUGCAUGUCUACGUGAUGUCCGACCAAAUGCCCAGCAGCCCAGUGCUUCCAAACGGCUGGCUGAUUGUUCCUCUUUUCUCUCCUGGACCGUGACUCCAUGUCCGGCCACUUCUACCGCGACCAUUACUACAGUUGUGAAUGCACCAGGUGUAACAGUCACUGACGUACAGGCCGUCAGCGUGACUUCGACACGGACAUAUUUCAGUGUGAACACCGUUGCACGGACAUCCACGGUCUUCAAUACUUCUACCAAAUCCGACGUCACGACAACAAUUAAGUCCGCGUCCACAGUAACCUUCACUUCGACACUGACCCAGAUAGCCACUGUUUCACUCUCCAGCGAUGUAUCCUCCACUGGACCGCCACCCAGUGCAUUACUCAGUCCCUUGAGUCUCAAAAGAGGCAUCGCAGCUUCCCGGCCCGUUACUUGUCCAGCUACCUCUUCGGCUAGCUCUGUGCCGCCAUAUGCUUCUGCCUGCCAUGGCCCUCUACAGUACUCGAGUGCGUGUAUCUGUGCCGGGGCGGUAGGAAAGGCAACGACGCUCCCAACGCCUACAACCACGAAAACCUUGAUCCGCACCAGCACCCUCGCAACGACAACUCGCGUUCGUGCCACCACGACAGUGACUUCCCUGGUGACCACGACAGUACAGAGCAGCCUCGAGCUCAACCCGGUUGUCACGAUCACCAUUACUGUCACCAGCACUACAAUGGCUACCGUAACGUCCUUGGAGCCUCCAUCCACUGUGGUUCAGACAGUCGAAGCGACGACGACAUCAACGCGCAGUCGCGAGUUCAUCUGCUUCGUCAACAGCCAGCUUGUUGCCUAUAUGCCGGUGAACGGGACUGUUAGUCUGUACGUGCCAGGUCCGUUCGACACGGUCUUCUCCUUGGUGGAUAAUAGAUACCUUUAUAGUGUCUUUGGCGGCGGGUAUCUCAGCGUCCCAGGCAACGGCGACGACCGCAUUGUGAUUGGGGGAGACUCUGCCCCUGAAUCCAACAGGCUCUCCUGUGUGCUGGAAAACGAUCCUCCAUCGGGAAGGAUGUUCUGCUCGUCAACCAACAACACGCGAAAUGUAUUCACGAAAUGCCCGUAUAAUAACAACCUUUCACUCCUGCACCUGUCGUCGACGGUAGAACCCGGCUGCGAGCCUGUCACCUGGCAAUGCUCGUCCAUAUAA
Molecule: messenger RNA, 1278 nt
Organism: Neoarthrinium moseri
Lineage: Eukaryota; Fungi; Ascomycota; Sordariomycetes; Amphisphaeriales; Apiosporaceae
Exons: 4
Coding region: 1-1278 (425 amino acids)
Source: RefSeq, a predicted model, not a curated record